AUGACUGUGCGUGGAACUGGAUGGCUGGAUAAUCGCGACGUUUUCCAAAUGAUCAUUGUGCUCCUGUCACUCCUGGCUCUAGCCAGUCACUCCCAUUGGGCGACCGCGAAGGAUAAUUUCAUCUCCAAAACAUCUUCCUAUCCUCUCCCGAAUCAAGGCAACAUUCGCGCUCACGACCCCAAUAUCUUCUUCCAAAACGACUCCUUCUAUCUCUUCCGGACAGGCCAUCGCAUCACUAUACACAAGUCAUCCAGCCUUAGUGGUCCUUGGCAUAAUAUCGGCACAGUGCUAUCUGGUCCUAGCAUCAUCGAGAAGCAAAACAGCACUCGACCCUGGGCACCCACAGUUAUCCAAUGGAAUUCGACCUUCUACUGUUUUUACUGCAUCUCCGAGGAAGGUAAAAGAAAUAGCGCCAUUGGCGUCGCAACGGCAGACACUCUCGACAGUAACAGUCAUGGCGAUGAGAAAGGGUCCUGGAUAGAUCACGGCGCCCUUAUCGAAACCGGAGGAGGCAACCUAUCAACUAUAUACCCGUACAAUGAAUCAAAUGCCAUCGAUCCCGCAUUCAUCAUGGACGUCAAUUCCCACCAGCCGUAUUUGAUCUUCGGCAGUUACUGGUCCGAUAUCUGGCAGGUCCCACUUACGCUAGAUCUGUUGGCCGUCGUAAAUUCAAGGAGACCUGACGCAGUGCAUCUGGCGUUUCUUCCCGAGGAAGGACACACUGGAGGCCCGUUGGAGGGUUCUUUCAUGACCUAUACCGAACCGUAUUACUAUCUCUGGCUCAGCUAUGGGCAAUGCUGUCGUUUUGAGCGGACGGGCUUCCCAAAAAAGGGGAAUGAGUAUAGUAUCCUGGUAGGGCGAUCUAAGGAUGUCCGAGGACCGUUCGUGGACAAAAAUGGUCGCAAUCUCAUGGAUGGUGGAGGCACAACUGUCUACGGAUCCAACCAUGGUAUUGUCUAUGCUCCUGGUGGCCCGGGGGUUCUGCCAGGCAAUAAUAGGUCCAGACCUGAUAUUCUUUAUUACCAUUAUUUGAACAAAUCAAUUGGAUUUAUGGACUCGGAUGCACAGCUCGGCUGGAACUAUCUGGACUACAUAGACGGGUGGCCGGUAGUAAGGGGAUACCACAACACCGCAACCAAAUUCAGAUUUCCGUAUAAAAUGCUUGCCUUGGCGGUUUUUUGGCUGUAUAUAUGGUCCUAG
Molecule: messenger RNA, 1200 nt
Organism: Monascus purpureus
Lineage: Eukaryota; Fungi; Ascomycota; Eurotiomycetes; Eurotiales; Aspergillaceae
Source: the annotation of a GenBank genome assembly